Molecule: messenger RNA, 3089 nt
Organism: Haliotis rufescens (red abalone)
Lineage: Eukaryota; Metazoa; Mollusca; Gastropoda; Lepetellida; Haliotidae
Product: probable histone deacetylase 1-B
Exons: 15
Coding region: 55-1602 (515 amino acids)
Molecular function (GO): histone deacetylase activity
Source: RefSeq, a predicted model, not a curated record
GCGGCGUUUUUCAGCAUUAGCAUAAAGUGGAUUUGUUUUGGGCGCACACUAACGAUGGCUUCUCAAACUCACAAGAAGAAAGUCUGCUAUUAUUAUGACGGUGAUAUUGGAAACUACUACUAUGGACAAGGUCACCCCAUGAAGCCUCACAGAAUACGAAUGACACACAAUCUUAUCCUCAACUAUGGACUGUACAGGAAGAUGGAGAUUUAUAGGCCUCACAAAGCCACAGCUGAAGAAAUGACCAAAUUCCACAGUGAUGAUUACAUCAAGUUUUUACGCAGCAUUCGUCCAGACAACAUGUCAGAAUACAAUAAACAGAUGCAGCGGUUCAAUGUUGGUGAAGAUUGUCCAGUGUUUGAUGGGAUGUAUGAGUUCUGCCAGCUGUCAACUGGAGGCUCUGUGGCUGGGGCUGUCAAACUGAACAAACAGGCAGCUGAUAUUGCUGUCAACUGGGCAGGAGGUCUUCAUCACGCCAAGAAAUCGGAGGCUUCUGGUUUCUGUUAUGUCAAUGACAUUGUGUUGGCCAUCUUGGAACUGCUCAAGUACCAUCAGCGUGUGUUGUAUGUGGACAUUGACAUCCAUCAUGGUGAUGGUGUAGAGGAAGCUUUUUACACAACAGACCGUGUCAUGACUGUAUCAUUCCAUAAAUACGGAGAAUACUUCCCUGGUACUGGAGAUCUCAGGGACAUCGGGGCUGGUAAGGGCAAGUAUUAUGCUGUGAAUUUCCCUCUCAGAGAUGGAAUCGACGAUGAGUCAUAUGAGAGUAUUUUUAAACCGGUGAUCAUGAAGGUGAUGGAGAUGUACCAGCCCAGUGCUAUUGUACUACAGUGUGGAGCAGACUCUUUGUCUGGUGAUCGGCUUGGAUGCUUUAACCUCACCCUCAAAGGGCAUGGAAAGUGUGUUGAGUACAUGAAGAAGUGGAACUUGCCUGUGCUGCUGCUUGGAGGAGGGGGCUACACCAUUAGGAAUGUUGCUCGCUGCUGGACAUUCGAGACAUCCAUAGCCCUUGCUGUGGACAUGGCAAAUGAGCUGCCUUAUAAUGACUACUUUGAAUAUUAUGGGCCAGACUUCAAACUUCACAUCAGCCCUUCAAAUAUGGCCAAUCAGAACACAACAGAAUACCUGGAUAAAAUCAAGACUCGUUUGUUUGAAAAUCUAAGGAUGUUGCCACAUGCACCAGGUGUUCAGAUGCAAGCCAUACCAGAGGAUGCUAUCCAAGAUGAUAGUGAAGAAGAUGAAAAGGAAAACCCUGAUGAGAGGAUUUCAAUUCGAGCCAGUGACAAACGAAUCGCAUGUGAUGAGGAUCUGUCUGACAGUGAGGACGAGGAUGGAAUCGGACGCAGAGACAGAAUGAACUACAAACCAAAACCCAAGCGAGCUCGGAACGAAGAUGAGAAGAAAGAUGGAGAUAAAGACUCAAAAGAUGAUAAGAAAGAUGUAAAGAAAGAGCCUGGUGAGGCCAAAGAUGAGAGCAAGCAACCUGCAGGUGAUGAUAAGAGUGAAGGAGGUGAAAAGAAAGAGGCUGCCAAAGAAGCUGGUGCACCCGAGAGUAAGGAGACAGACCAGAGCAGCCAGGAACCGACCAAGAUGGAACAUUGAGCUUCGUAUGCUUUAGGACGUCAAUUAAGGCACAUUUGUAUAAACUCACUACGUCCAGUUUAUGGUGUAGCGAUCACCCUUCACUAUGGUUGUAACAAAGAAAUUAGGAUGCAGCUGUUGAGGUGCAGGUGAUGUACGACUGCACUCAUGCCAUGAUGGUUUGGUUUCGUGGACACUCCUUUUCCGGUGGAAUGAAUUGUAAUGAACAAAUGUGCUACUUAGGAAAGCUGGUGCAGCUAUAUGUCAGGUUGUUUUACGUCUGUGAACAGACAAACCAGAUUGAAAUCAUGAGACAUAGCAUAUCAUUUUUAUCUUGCUCACUCUUGACAUAUAUCAUGUUUACCCAUCAUAUUUCCAUGAUAUUUUGUAUUUGUUACCAUGUAAUGAGGUGGACAUCUCCUCUCAACUGUCACUGGGACGUAUUGAGAAUGUUUUGUAUCUCGGACGCAUGUCUCCGUCAGUGCUAUGUAUUAUCCAUGACAAGCAAUCUUGCCUUGGGUUUGUACUUCAACUGUUAGUAAUCAGUCACACACACACUGUCAACUCACUGCAUUGCUCGGACACAUGAUUUGGUGUUGGUUUCUAUGAAACUGUUUACCUUCAUUAAAAAUUUCUUAUUGAAAGUUAAGUGGUAGAGAUUUGUCAUUAUCUGUUUUUGAAAUGUAAAAUUUGAUCAGUUUUCAGCAUAAAGCUUUUAUCACUAGUUUUGUCUAUGACUGAAAAUAAUAAAGACCUUUUAUACUGAAGAAAAGGCAGUGGAAUUCUUUUAAAAGGUAUUUAAGUAAUAAAGAAAUCGAGAUAAAAUUGUUGACGAGGGAGGGACAAGAAGGCCUGAAGCAGUGAAAUGGAAAGAUAGUGUUAAGUUAUUGGUGACAGAGUAAUAAGUGUACAUAUUUGUCUUUGUUCAUCAGUUGACAAUGACUUAUAAUCAUGUUCAUAAACAAAUUGUUUUUAGAAAAUUCUUAAUACAUUCAAUCAGCAUCUAUUUCAGACUAAAAAUAAAUUAAGUUUCCAAAAUUGUAAAAAACUUUUCAUCUUUCUUGGAUGCGUUGUUUGUAUAUUGAAAGUGUGUACAUAGAAUGUGUUGUCUUUCUUAACUGCACACUUAUUUUCUUUUGGGAAUUUUUGCUUUCUUAUAGUAUUGUAUUUAACUCAAUUGAUUUCUUCAAUCAACCCUUAGAACAUUAUCGGUCCUCUUAUUUGGUGUGAUAUGUUCUGGUCUAGUCAGUUCCAAGCUUGUUGACAAGUUACACUGGAACAGAAAUUGCUCAUUUCUUGACCGUGUUUAUGCAUGUGACUACAUCGUUUGGGAAAAAUAUUGAAUUUUUGUCUUUACUUUUGUAAAUAUCUUUUGGCUUGACACAUCUCAAACAUAAUCUUAUCAACCCAGACAUUAUUCGAUUUAGUAUUUUUGGACUUUCAUACUAAUUUUCUUAAGUUUUAUGAAGAAUCAUUGUCAUACCACUGUAAUAAACAUCGAAAAAGCA